UUCUAUUGAAAGCUUACGUAGUUUUACUAGACCUCUGAUGAUAGCUCACACUAGAAUACGCAAAACGGUAUAUUAGCGCAGUCAAUAGUCAGUUGAAUUGUUUUACAGAGUCAUCCACCGCGGUGAAACGCUACGGAAAAAUGAGGAAGAAACAGAAUGUAAAACAGAGGAAGGCAGAGGAGACUACAGUCGUCCAAGAGUUUGUGGUGGAGAAAAUCAUCCACAGGAGAGUCACUGAUGGAAAAGUGGAGUACUAUUUGAAGUGGAAAGGCUUCACAGAUGCUGAGAACACUUGGGAGCCUGAGGACAAUCUGGACUGUCCUGAGCUGAUUGAGGAGUUCCUGAAAAGCUUCACCCUUGAAGGGGAGAAUGAGGAAGACCUGUCACGUGCAGACACAUACGGGCACCAUGAAAAUCCUACUGAGAUCAGCACCGUACAUAUGACUUACACUGACCAUCCUGUUUCUGCUGUAUGUACUUCCAGUCAAAGAAGAUCCACGUUCAGUAGAAACAACAUUUGUGGUGUGACACAGAAUAAGGAGCUGUGUGGAAGUGAGCAGCAGGAGAACAAGGUGCCGGAUCCAGGCGAGCAAGAGGCAGGGAGCCCUGCUGGCCUUCUCAGCCAGCUGGAACCUGAACGCAUCAUUGGAUCCACAGACAGGAAGGGGGAGCUCAUGUUCCUGGUCAAGUGGAAAGGCACUGAGGAGGUGGCCUUGUUGUCAUCCCGGGAAGCCAGUGCCAGGUGGCCUCAGGUGGUCAUCACCUUCUAUGAAGAGAAGCUGACUUGGCACUGUGGAGAUGAAGAUCAGCAGUGAGGAGGACGCUCCGAGCAAGAGAAAGAGCACAGGUGCAGCGUACGGGGGGAGACGCCACGCUCCUGUCAAAGGCAGCUUUUAGGAUUUCCCUCUCAAUAUCCUCAUUUUCAAUAUCACUUUUGCUGUUUGUUGUUCUAGAUUCCAGAACCUUCCAUAACAGUGUGACUGAAAAGUAGUGUCAUAACAUUGUAGCUGUUUCUUUAUGUACAAUAGAGGGAUGGUUAAAAAGAAAGAAAAAGCUACCUGUCAUUCCUGGUGGUUCCAAGCAUAAAGGGAAAGCAUUCAACUUGUUUUUUAAUGAUACUGUUGUGUCUUGUGUUUCCUAACAGGAGAGACAUGACAUAAGUUUUACCUCAGUUUUCUCCUUAUAAAGGACUACUGAUGGAUUUGAACACUAGCUACAGCAUGUCCCUUAUAAUGUGUGACUGUGUAAGAGAUCAAACUGUACAAUAGUGUGGAUUAAAAGGUCAUGUUUUAUGAUGGGAAUGUGGUCUCUCAACAAGUGUACCACAUGUGAUCAUUGCUUUGUUUUAAUGUCUGAAACGGAUAUAACAUUUGCUUUGGUUGACAUGACCUGAGAUACAAUGUGGACUGCUUUAAAUAUUUAAAUGGUUAAACAUGCUGAUGUGCUUCAAUCCAAACCCAGUUUGUUGUUCUCAGUGUAACUAUGUUUAUGUUCAAGUGACCUCCUUUCAUAGGUACAGAUAAAAUACCAAAUAGACUGUGAUGUUAUGUUUAUCCAACAUCCAUUUAAGGAUCUCCUUUAGUGCUUUACUUAACUAGAGGUUCCAAUAAUUACUUUGGGAUGUUCAGGUGUGGAAUCAUAUCUGUAGCACAGCUCACAGAGCUAUGAAUAAAACAUUGACUUUCCUCACUGGUGGAUAGUCACCUAAAGGGGUGAUCUGGAUGGCACAUAGGAAAUUAUAAGGUUUUUCCUUAUCUGGGAAUAUGUCUGAAAAUAAACACUUCCUGAAAA
Messenger RNA from Conger conger (European conger), 1791 nucleotides. RefSeq names its product chromobox homolog 3b (gene cbx3b). Gene Ontology annotation, cellular component: nucleus; pericentric heterochromatin. Gene Ontology annotation, molecular function: chromatin binding. Lineage: Eukaryota; Metazoa; Chordata; Actinopteri; Anguilliformes; Congridae. Gene Ontology annotation, biological process: negative regulation of transcription by RNA polymerase II; chromatin organization. The coding region runs from base 141 to 815 and encodes 224 amino acids. The record is from RefSeq and is a predicted model, not a curated record. The transcript is spliced from 5 exons.